UAUGGCUACUCGGAGGCUGAUGCAGCAGAAAUGUACAUGGGUGGACUGCAGGAAGGUCACUAUAUAAAGGACAUUUUAUGUCCAAGAUCCACUACAAACUGCAAGAGAUUCAUCUCUACAAGCUCCAACCCAACAGCAACAAUGGUGCACUGGACUGCUGAGGAGAAAGCCGCCAUUACCUCCACCUGGGCCCAGGUCAAUGUUGAGCACGAUGGUCAUGAUACCCUGACAAGGCUGCUGGUCGUGUACCCCUGGACCCAGAGAUACUUCAGCUCUUUUGGAAACCUGUCCAAUGUGACCGCCAUCUCUGGCAAUGCCAAGGUCCAUGCUCAUGGCAAGAAAGUCCUUACAGCUAUUGGCGGUGCCGUCCACCAUAUGGAUGAUGUGAAACAUCACCUGGCUGCUCUCAGCAAGACUCAUGCCGAGAAACUUCAUGUGGACCCCGAGAACUACAAGCGUCUCGGAGAAGUUCUUGUCAUCGUUUUGGCCUCCAAGUUGGGAUCUGCAUUCACCCCUCAGGUCCAGGCUGCCUGGGAGAAGUUCAUCAAUGUCCUGGUGGCUGCUCUGAGCCAUGGCUAUUUCUAA
Molecule: messenger RNA, 585 nt
Organism: Hyla sarda
Lineage: Eukaryota; Metazoa; Chordata; Amphibia; Anura; Hylidae
Product: hemoglobin subunit beta-2-like
Exons: 3
Coding region: 31-585 (184 amino acids)
Biological process (GO): oxygen transport; hydrogen peroxide catabolic process
Cellular component (GO): blood microparticle; hemoglobin complex; haptoglobin-hemoglobin complex
Molecular function (GO): oxygen carrier activity; peroxidase activity; haptoglobin binding
Source: RefSeq, a predicted model, not a curated record